AUGUGUACACUAAAUAGAAAACAAGCCUCUUCAUCAUUUGAGAAAGAUUUCUGGAAAUUGAUGGUAAAUUCAUUGUAUGGUAAAAGUAUUGAGGAUAAACGAAAACACUCUAAAGUCAAAGUGGUUACAAAUGGUGAACAAGCUCUUAAACUAAUCAGACAACCAAUGUUUGAACAUUUUUAUAUUCUUGAUAAUGAUUUGGCUAUUAUUAAGAUGCGUAAAUUUGAAGUUAAAUUGGAUAAACCGAUUUACCUUGGUUUUACUGUAUUGGAAUUAUCAAAGCUUAGAAUGUAUGAGCUUCACUAUGAUUACUUUUAUCCUCGUUAUGGUUAUAAAUUGAAGUUAGUAUACACUGAUACUGAUAGUUUCAUUUAUCAUAUUCAGACUGAUGAUUUUUAUGAAGAUCUAAAGUCAAUGGGACCAAUCAUGGACUUUUCCGAUUACCCUCAAACUCAUUUUCUGUAUGAUCCAAUAAACAAAAAGAAACUUGGAGUCUUGAAAGAUGAAAUGAAUGGUCAAGUAAUUGACGAAGUUGUUGCCAUUAAAUCAAAACUUUAUGGAAUAAAAUAUGGAUCAAAAACUAAAAAGACGGCCAAGGGAACUCAAAAAGCAACAGUUCGUGAUGAAAUUUGUAUAGAUGAUUACAAGACCUGUUUAUACGACAGUAUUUUAUUUAGACAUGAUAAUCAUAGAUUACAAUCUAGACACCAUGAAAUCUCUGGAAUUAAAACAAACAAAAUAUCUUUAUCACCAUUAGAUUACAAGAGAUUCAUUCGUGAAGAUGGAAUAUCAACAUAUGCUUUUGGACAUUAUAAAAUUGUUUAA
Messenger RNA from Panonychus citri (citrus red mite), 825 nucleotides. RefSeq lists its product as uncharacterized. Bases 1 to 825 code for a protein of 274 amino acids. Lineage: Eukaryota; Metazoa; Arthropoda; Arachnida; Trombidiformes; Tetranychidae. The record is from RefSeq and is a predicted model, not a curated record. The transcript has a single exon.